ACAGAGUUCAAAAUGGCCACCCUUAAAGGGGAGGCAACUUUUUUCCCCUCUAACUCCUCCCUACCCCGGCUCCCACCCCCUCAACACACAAUCCUUGGUGUUCCUCAUUUAAAAAAAAAAUUGUUUGGCGUUUCUCAGUCUUAAGUUAAACACUGGUGUAGAUGUACCUUUCCUCAUAAUGUGUGAACUGUGUUAAAGUAAUCCUUGCACCAGUUGAUGUAGCUAUCCUUAACAUAAUGCGGUUGAAGUGCAUGCAGAUGAAGGAAAGAAUACAAUUCUGCAGGGCAUACCACAUAGCAUAGAAUGUGCAUGCUCUCUUCAUCAUUCCAUUCACACAUGUGCUUAUUGUAGAGUAGCUGUUGUAAGAGGUUAUGCUGCACACUGUAGCUUGCUAGCUUAGCUUCUCACGCACUAUUGUCCUGAUCCUAAGUUUCAUUUCUCUUAGGCCACAGAAGGAGUUGGUGCAAGGCUAGCACUAGAAUAUGGGAGUCCCUGACUUCUGCUUGUUAGAGAAAAUGUGCAAACUUGCAUCUGACAUGGUAUCUUCAAAAGGAAUAAUGCAAGGCUUAUGGAUGAAAUUUUAAAACAGCAGCAGGAACUGUUGGGUCUAGAUUGCUCCAAAUAUGCGGUGGAAUUUGCAAAUCAAGACAAAACAGACCAAGUUUUAAAUUGCCAAUCUACACUGAAGGUGCUGUCCCCAGAAGAUGGAAAGGCAGACAUUGUGAGAGCUGCUCAGAACUUUUGCCAGUUGGUAGCACAACAGCAAAGAAAAUGUACAGACCUGGAUGUGAAUGUCUUAGACAGUUUACUAAGUAGUAAUAAAGGUUUCCCUGAUCCUGAUUUAAUUUUGAAGUUUGGUCCUGUGGACAGCACCUUAGGAUUCCUUCCCUGGCACAUCAGACUGACAGAGAUUAUCUCUUUGCCUUCACACCUGAACAUCAGCUAUGAAGAUUUUUUUUCUGCCCUCCAUCACUAUGCAGCCUGUGAGCAGCGUUGCGGAAAAUGACUUCUGAAUGAGCACUCUGUCAGGCUUUCCAUGGAAAGGACCCAGUGUCUCUGUUUACAAGCACCCUGUGAUCUGUACAAGUCUGGUUCAUAAUUUUCUUAAUUUAUCAAAAAACUCAAUAAAGUGUCUUACCUUUCUGUAGAGUCUGUGCGUGUGAGUAUAUGAGAAUCCUUCUGUGGAAAGGGGGAAAUGCACAGGUUUGUUCGUUCGUACAGAUGACCUUGUAAAAAUGUUUUAAGCAGAGCUGCUCAAACACUUCAUGCCCCCACCUCUGUCUCCCCCUCGUGACCAAAACAUUAUUAUGUAAGAUUAAUGUUAUUCCUUGCUAAGGGAAAAUAUUCAUAGUGUCAUUGUGAAAACUACAGGGUAACAUAAGAGGUUGCCACAUGCAUUGGAAAAGUGCAAGACUGGUCUGCCGCCAUAUGCCCGUCCAUUUCUCAUCCUCCCUUUGUUCCCCAUAGUUGGACACUUGAGAGCUAUUUGGCCUGGUUAUCUUCAAAUAAUGUUAUGCAUUUGUGUAUUUCAGUAAUUGUUCUAAUAACCAUAAAAAUGGAAUGGAAAAUUUUCCAGCUUAUCUGCUAACAAGGCAAAGCAUCUAAUAGGAUAAAAAGCCGAGGUAAUCAGUUUCUGCCAUCUAAAGAGGCCACAGAUUUUUUUUUAACCUAAUUUUGGGGAAGUGCAUUAAGCAGCACUUCUAGAAAGAUCUAGAGCAAGUUGUGGGUGGACAAGGAUAUUUUAAAAACUAAUGUCUUCUAAAAAGGCACUGAUAGACCUAGAUAUAUUCCCUUAUUCCUUAGAACCCAGCAAAGCCAAAUUCCUCUUGAGUUCAAUGGAUAUCAAAUUGAGCAUCCAUAUGUGAGGAGAUGACACAAAAUGAGAUUUCCAAAAUAUAAACAUUAUAAAUGAAUGUUUGUUACACCAAUUUGGUACUUUAAAAAAAAUUAAAAACUUUAAGUAUUAAGGCAGUAGCUGGAAAACAUAAGCCUUUCUCAGACUGAGUUCAAUUUAGAUUUUGGGUUGUUGAUUCAAUUUUUUUAGUCUCUAAUUAUGGAACAAUACGAAUUGCCAUUGUGCUUUUCUUAAUAACGUUUAGCCAAAAGACAAUUCUUAGUUGUGUGUAUUUCUGGAAAGCCUCCAUCAGACAUAAAACCUGUGUACAUUCUGAACUAGAGAUUAUCCUCAAGACUGAGUUUAGGAAGUCUGCAAAUAGAAGUGAAGAGAAGGAAGGGAUUAAGUGAACAUGUGGUGCUCGUGUGUUUUAUCAUGUUUGCUUCAUCAUUCAUGAUCUCAAUUUAAACAGAAGUAGAGCAUUAGGCUAAUAACUGUCAGAGUUCCUUAUGCAGAUAAGGGGAGGAAACUCCAUGACAGACUGUCCUCAUUUAAUUAUUUACAUAUUUUUAAAAUCAUUUGUUUAAUAGAAUUUAUCAUCCAAUUGUCUAAAUGUUUUUAAGUAUGAAAGAAUAAGUAGUACCUAAAAAGAAAGCAGUAAUGUCUGUUGCUGAAUGUUUGUCUUUUGAAACUCUAUAAUUCAUUUUGUCCUUGAGUUAUGAGCCAGUUCUUGAACAAGUGUUUCAAAUGUGUGUCCCGCCUUAGAGAUUUAGUUCUUUCACCUUCUUAAGAAGAAUAUAAGAAGGUUGUCAAGGCACUGUGGGAAAUCUUUAUUUCAGUUUAAAAAGGAAAUGGACAGAUUUUAAAUGAAUGUUUUUUUGUAAAAUAUCACACUUGAUAUGUUACCAUUAAUAGAUAUGUUACAGUACAGGUUGCAGAAGAUAUUACUUGUUUAGAUGUUACUUGUUUUUUUUUCCUCUCCUCCUUUAAUAUCUCUGUACAGGUCCCAAAAGAACCUAUAACAAUGUGAACUGCCUCAUUUCAUGUUGUGUGAGAGAAAGGAACCUUUAUCAAGUUGCUCACAGCUCUGAACUGAUUCUUUCAAAGACAUAAAGAUGAUAUUCCAGAUACACUGUACUGGCAUUUCAAUCUAUUUAAACUCAUUGAUGGGGUUGACUUUUUGGUGUUCACCCUAUUGAUAAAACAAAACGGACAAUUUAACAGGUGAUGCCUUCUUGGUGUCCUUGUAAUUCCCCACUAAACGUUAUAAACUUAGCUUCUGGGGGUAGGUUUAGUGACUUGCUUGAAGAGAGCUCUUUAGAAUUGUGGAAUAAUUUUUUUUAAAGCAAAAAUCACCUUAAUGAAAACAUAAAUAUGUUGGUAGUAAACAGGGAAGAGGGUGGCUUAAUUCUGUGGGUUUUUUCAUCAACCUGCAGAUUGGCAAAAAUAGUCUUGUUACCUGAGCUGGUUUUGGCCCUUACCAAAUUCCUGCAUAUCUUUACUACAGCUAGUAUUUCCUGUUUCAGAGCCAGACCUUAAAAUUGAGUGAGCUGUGCCAAAUACACUGUGUAUAUCCACAACUUGAUCCUUGAAUGUCUCAUUGCAGUUAGCUUCCCCCAUCCCAGCUUGUCAUGUGUGAAGGUACGUUGUAUAGCUGUGACAUUCUGUGUGGCUAUAGUCUAUGGCUACAUGUAAAUAGUGUGUAAAGCAAGUUUUUUAUGAUUAAGGAAUUGAUUUAUUGAACUUUAUUAUUGAAAGUUAAAUCUGAAUCUGUAAAACAAGAAACCAAUAAAAGAAUAUAAUCUUUCUAC
Messenger RNA from Pelodiscus sinensis (Chinese soft-shelled turtle), 3645 nucleotides. The record is from RefSeq and is a predicted model, not a curated record. NCBI's taxonomy places the organism in Eukaryota, Metazoa, Chordata, Testudines, Trionychidae.